Mesorhabditis belari is the source of this 495-nucleotide messenger RNA. NCBI's taxonomy places the organism in Eukaryota, Metazoa, Nematoda, Chromadorea, Rhabditida, Rhabditidae. The record is from the annotation of a GenBank genome assembly.
AUGUUCACUUAUUUUCUCAAGAGUGGCUGUGCAAUCUUUGUGUCAACUCUUUUCUGUGAUAUUGUUAAAGGGCCAAACACGAUCGCUAUUAUCAUCGCGUCGGCUCUUCAUUUAUCGCUUUGCAUUGAGCGAAUCGUUGCAAGCUACUACGGGCUCGAAUCGUACGAUUUAAACGCCAACUUUUCGGCUUCAGAAUCGCAAAAUGCUUAUACGGUGUUGUGGCCGUUUUCAGCUCUUCAUCUCUUUGCUCAAUUAACCUUUCUCCUACUGUCUGCUUAUCUACCGAUGCUCUUGGAUUUGAAGAGUUUCUCUGUUGACGAUUUGCUCACAAUUGCUGCAUUGAUCUAUGUCUACAACGCGUACAUCGUUGCCGCUUGCCUUGCAAUGUUACAGAUUUUGAAGAGGAUACGAAAAGAACGGAAGAAUAAGAUACAAAUCGCAGUGAGAGAUGGAAAUGAUCCGAAAAUUUGUCACGAAAUUUACUCGUUGAAUUGG